Messenger RNA from Staurois parvus, 360 nucleotides. The record is from the annotation of a GenBank genome assembly. Lineage: Eukaryota; Metazoa; Chordata; Amphibia; Anura; Ranidae.
GGGGGCCCAUGGCAGAUUACGGGCCUGGCAGCAGCAAUGGGAGGCCCGUAAUCUGCCAGCACCCUAUGACAAAAUGGAACCCACCAGCAGUGUGAGGAGACCUGAAAGUGGCACAUGGCAGAGUGUGGCGUUCGAUUCGCUCAUCUCUAAUCGCCACACUCUGCCAUGUGCCACUUUCAGGUCUCCUCACACUGCUGGUGGGUUCCAUUUUUGUCAUAGGGUGCUGUAUGGCCUCCCAUUGCUGCUUGCCUCCACCGCCACACUGUGGCUCCACAUUCUGGUUUUGGCCCCGUGACUGCCCAAAUGAGUGAAGUGUGCGGUGAUUCUAAGAUCGACGGCACUCAUCUGCAUGUCAUACUG